AUGCCUCCACGACUCUCCUUGCGAGCUAGUGUCCUCGGACAGCUUGUCCCCAAAUCCGCCAUAAGGGCUGAAUGUCAAUUGACCCUCAAAGCCAGUUCCGCUCCCCGAGCCCGUCUCUCGAACCCAACGCCACCAUUUGCUGCCCACCGCCAAUUCUCGCAGAGCCCCUUCCUGCUUAAGAAGAAAGGCCGGGCCGAGCGCGAAGAGAAAGAAGCUGCGUCCUCGCAGGCCAGCGAAGCAGACGACCCCUUCGACUUCUCAACCUUAGAUGCCGGCAUCGAGAAAGCCUUGGACAAGCUCAAGAGUGACCUGUCGAAGCUGCGCACGGGCGGGAGGUUUAACCCGGAGGCGCUGGAGAACCUGAGGGUGCAUCUGGCGAAGGACAGUAGAGCCAGCGAGAGGCUGGGGGAUUUGGCGCAGGUGUUGCCGAAAGGGGGUCGGAGCUUGAUGAUACUGGUCGGGGAGAAGGACCAUGUCAAGCAUAUCAUAUCAGCGAUUCAAGGGUCCAAGGAUCUGAACCUGCAGCCCGUACAGGAUGCACAGAAUGCUUUGCAGCUAAACGUACCGAUACCGCCUCCGACGAAGGAGUCGCGCGAUUUGGCUUUGUCGGCGGCGAGUAAAGCGGGAGAGACGGCCAAUGUUGGAAUCAGAAAUGCUAGAGGAGCAAUGCAGAAGCGGCUGAGAGCCAUGGAGAUCAAGAAGACGGUCCGGCCGGACGAUGUGAAGAAGGCACAAAAAGAGAUGGAGAAGAUUACUGAAAAGGGAGUAGCUGAUGUCAAGAAAGCCGUGGACGCGGCGCGUAAGGCUAUGGAGCAGUCUUGA
Molecule: messenger RNA, 822 nt
Organism: Drepanopeziza brunnea f. sp. 'multigermtubi' MB_m1
Lineage: Eukaryota; Fungi; Ascomycota; Leotiomycetes; Helotiales; Drepanopezizaceae
Biological process (GO): translation
Cellular component (GO): mitochondrion
Molecular function (GO): ribosomal large subunit binding
Source: RefSeq, a predicted model, not a curated record